Molecule: messenger RNA, 7234 nt
Organism: Ceratina calcarata
Lineage: Eukaryota; Metazoa; Arthropoda; Insecta; Hymenoptera; Apidae
Product: neurexin-1a-beta-like
Exons: 5
Coding region: 568-1668 (366 amino acids)
Source: RefSeq, a predicted model, not a curated record
UCGAUAAACGCGUAAUGACAAAUGAGUAAUAGUAUCAAACAUGAAAUAAAUUAUUGCAGUCUAAGUACUUAAGUAUGCGUUUCCGAAGGGCAGAUCGAACCUUAAGAAGUUUCACAAGCGUUAUGUUAGCCUGCUCUGAAAACCAACCAAAUUUAGACCCUACAAAGGGAAAGGGCUCGAAGGAAACCCAUACGAGGACAGUUUGCGAACUGGGGAACACGUGUAUCUUCCUCUUAUACGUAACAUACACGGAGGCCAAGUAGAUUGGUCAACGGCUGUCCAUGUUAGGCCCGGUGGCUUCUGUUCGCCUGUUCAAUGGUCAAACGAAAACAUUUGUCAGCUGUUCGAACCGAAUAAAUUAUCCCUCGUAUUAGAGUGCGAAGGUCUAAAACUCUUGAACCGUUCGACACGGAGGGAGCAUGAAUACGCACAACGAAAUUUUACAUUACUAUAGAGAAAUUUUGAACGUGUGCAGCAGUUAUCCAGUCAGGAACACCUGAACACCCUUAAUAACCAAGAGAACGUUUCACCAGCCACUGCUCGCUAUUGUUUGCAGGUCGCCAAUUGAUGGUGUUCAAUAGUCAAUCGACCAUUCAGGUCGGCGGUCGAUGGAAUCGCAACGAAGGCAGAGUGGAGAGGCCAUUCCUGGGGAUAAUUGCCGGGCUCGUUGUCAAUGGUGCGCGAAUUUUAGAGCUGGCCGCUGCUAAGGAUGGAAGGAUUACUUCCAGCGGGGAUGUUCAGUUGUUGCCGCCGGGUAGCCUUCUAGAUCGAGCAGCACCUUUGCAAAGAAUGCAACAGACGCCAGCAUCCGGUUUCCCAGGUCUGGUAGACGACCUAAUAUUUUCUGGGGCCGGAAGUGGCUGUGCCGCCGACGACGAGGAUGAGGAAUGCACGCCGAUCUACGAGCCUGGUUCCGGUAAGUACGACAUAAUAACGCCGGUGUACGUCGCGCCGACGAAGUCGCCGACGACGCUUAGGCCGAAGCAUCACAAAGAGGACAUGAAGGAACGUCUAUCCUGCGACGACGAGGAGGACUGCGAGGAGGGCUCCGGGGAACCGGUCACCACCGAAGAAAUCUUCGUCACUUCCGUCACUGACUCGAGCUCGGUGGCGUACACGACGGCCCGCGAGUACACGACCAGUCACGUCAGCACGCAAACGUCUCCAAGCUCGCCGUCCUCGACAUCGACCCGGGACAUCGUCACCGUCUCCGUCCAGUACAAUGUGUCAACCACAGACUUUGAAACCAGCCAUCCUAGCGUUGUGACGCAAAGAUCGACAACUGUGACGACCCAAACGACUACCACGGAGAUGACGGACCCGCCGCCGCCACCGAUAUACCCUCCGAUACCCACGCCGCCUAAGAACAAUAAUAACAAGAGGAUAACAUCCGAGGCGGAGGAGAACGCCGCCUUGAUAAUCGGCAUCAUAGCAGCCGCGUUGAUCGCGAUCAUUCUGAUCAUACUGAUCAUCCUCAAGUUCAAGAAUCGGCCGGAGGCCAGCUGCAAGAUGGACGAGACGAAGACGUUCUGCCAGGACCCGAACGCUGCAUUGCUCGGCGCCGCUGGCUCCGGGCAGGCGUUUAACGGCGCGUUGAAGAACGGCGCGAACUGCAGCAAACCUCACAAGAAACGGGAACUGAUAGACAUCAAAGAGUGGUACGUGUAGAGCCGGCCCGGCCGUCGCCGUCUUCAACAUUUCAUGCGUCCGCUUCACGGCUGCACACACGUGUCGCUUUUCUUUACUUUCCGUUAUCCCCGGGAUGAAUGACGCGACCAGUCGUCUGAGGACUGCUUGAUGAAGAAACGUGUGAAGCAUCUUUACUUAGGUUCUUCGUUGGUGCUAGGGGAACUAUUAGCCGUAGUCGAGAAACGCGUUGACGAAACGUAUAGGACGAUGUCCCCUCGCGAACGACGAGAUAUGAACAGUGUUCGCGUGCGGCUCGACGGAUCACGAACUGUACCGUUGGAGUCGUGAUCGAUGAGAAUUUCCGUUUACGGGAGCAGGGAUUGAUCGCAGACGCUGGUUCGAUCAUCGGUCAGUUCGAGCCACAAGCAUAUCCGAUGUCUGACAUAAUCGACGCCGGCGAUGAUCUUCUUAGCGGGGCGAUCGCGCUCGUCCGACGAGUCGGAACGAGCCAAGGCUGAUUCGCGUCAGUCGGAAAUUCAAGAUAUACAUACGGCAUCGAGGGUGUGCGUCAGAAACAGAGAAAUGCAUCGUACCGUUGUGCCGAUCGAAAAUCGCAGAGCACAGCGUCAUCGCUCUUCGUUAAGAAAAAAUGAAAAUCGACGCUCGGCUUUGAUUCCAGCACUUCUCCGACGAAUUCGAAUAUCGAGACCUCUAUGAAAUGUAAAUCCGUACACACUCUGGUGGCUCGUCGACUAGCCGUGAAAUCAAACUUCCUCCUUGUUGCUGAUAAAUUGUUAGUUGUGUAUUAUAUUCAUUGUACAUGAGAAAAUUUGUUACCGCGAUAGCGUUUACGUGUAUGAUCUUAAAUUAGGUCGACAGGCAUUCAAGAUUGUAUUACUCGAAGCACCGCGUCAAGGAUGGAGGAAUAAUGAAAAUCCUUUUGAUUGAGAGUUGUCGAAACGCGAUCGGGAAAGUGUUGGAACUAACGCGCAAGGAAAGUAUCAAUACGAACGAUCCUAUCUAGCAAUUAAUGAACUUAUUGUUGUAUAGAAGAAAAAAAAAAUAUAUAUAUAUAUAUAUAUAUAUACAUAUACGAUAUUUAUCGAUUAUGUUAUGCGUGUAAAUUGUUUAUUAAAUUAUAUAGAUUUUAUUAAACACGAUGGAAGAGAGAGAGAGAGCGUGUGUGGAUGCGUGUUAAAUGUGUGCAUGCUGCGAUUAGAAUGAACGGACAAGAGAGACGAUGAUAGUCCGCGUUGUUUUGUUUGAACGUAAAGAAGCAACUCAAAGUAACGUCGGUGUAUUUAAACACGUAAGUAAAACGCGUCCGCGUGGAACGUGACGGGAAACGAAGAGACGUUAAGUUUUAAGUGAUAACGCUCGAAGGACGCUGUUCGAAAAGUAGCGAACGACACGUAGCCAUGUGCAGAUCGAUGCUUAAACGUAUACACAGGGUGUGAAUGCAAUUGCCAAAGAGGGAAGAGUAAUCGAAUCGAAUCCAACCGGUGUUUAACCCUUUGAUGUCCGAUGCCGUCUUACAUUGGUUCAGCCGUCGUCGUCACUUGUUGCUUCUUAAGCGUUCUGCACACAUUGGAACCGUGUUGCCUUGCGCGAAUUUUUUUUUUUACUAUCAGGCUUUAUGGAUUCAUUUCAAUUAUAUCAAGUGUAUGUAUUGCAAUGAAAAGUGUGCGCAUCGCAAUAUGUUUCAAUGUGUGCAGUGCAUUUAGUGUCCUGUUAUUUAAACGCUUCAGUGGUAUCGUUUUCAUUUCUUUAAGGGAGUCGCAACCGGUGGAAAGGAAAUCAUUUAUUAUUCUGAAAAUUGCAUUCGAUCGAUAUUAUCUGUUAACUUGAUGAACAAUCAGAACGUUUGAAAAAGAAUCACGAUUUUUCAGAUAUUAAGUAAUUUCCUGUUAACUGAUUACGACUUCCUCGCAUCUCAUUCUCACGUUGAUUUCGUUCGCAACUCCUUUGACGUUUCUGUGAUACUUCUAUUGACUAAAGUACUGUAUGAUACCUCUGUGUAAACAAGCUUCGUCAGUUAAGAAAUAAAGUUUUCUGUACGAAUUAAAGUAGUGAAAGCUCAUGGAUCAUGUAGGGCCGCAAAGGGUUAAAUAUAUUGGCGCAUCGCACGGAUCUAAGUCUAUCUAUGAAUCCGAGGCCACUUUUCCUUGUCGAGCUCUGUCGCCUCUACGGAAACUCUCCAGCUUCCUGUCAUCGGUGCAAAACUCUUCUCACAAAGAAAACACGGACAACAAAACUUUCAAAGACAAUGAGAAAAAGCUAAUAUAGUUGUCCACCUCUAUUUUCGUAUUUUCCUGCUUGGUGUGCGCACCCUGCUUUCCAACAGGCUUCGAACAGUCCAGACUGGUACAUAAUAUUGAAUCAAAUUUUCUCAUCUUAACGAUGAAAGGCGAUAAUUCGAAUUGUUGAUUAGUUAAAUACACCGCCAGUCUAGAUUGCAAAAUACCCAGUUGGUGCAUAGAACGCAGAGAUUGUAUGAACCUAAGCUACUAUAAGAUCACUGACUUGAUCACCUCUAAUAUUGUGAAUUUUCGAUGCCAUCUGAAUUCGUAUAAGAAACCCUUUCAUUGCCAGAGACACUAGUCCCACCUGCUUCUUUUCGACGAAUAAAAAUUAUGCCGACCAGUAAAUAGAUAAAAAAAUUACUUUCAAAAGACUUCUGACUGCGAGAGAAUUAGAAAAAAUCUGCUACGACUCUUGAAACGUUUCUCGGGAACGUAAUGUUACACUAACGAGGAAGCAAUAACACAAAGUGAUAAGGAAAGGAGGUGGAAGUUAGAAGUUAAAUUGAUUCAAUGAUCGUUCCCAACGGGAUAAAAUCAAAUCGAUGGAACAGAUUUUUCAUUCCACGUUAUCUCUUCCCCCACGAUGCGAAACAGUCGUUUAAGUGAUAUUAAUUAAAACAAACACCCGGGCAGAGGUACGAGAAACGCAAGUUUGCUCUUUGUCCGACUUUAAACGACUUAUAGAAAGUUCGCCCGGCUGGCAUUUUCACAUCCGAUUCGCUCGGCCUUUUGUUAAUCCCAUGGAGCCUUAACUCGAGACAUGCUCGCUAACGAGCGGACUCAUUAGCCUCGUUAUGAGCAACUAUAAACGCGCUCCAACGCACUUCUCUUUGAUACCUCACGAGCUCUCCGUUAUAAUACUUCAAUCAACUCGCAUAAAAUACUUUUAUAUCGCUUUCCACGUGUCGUCGCCGUUUUGAGGUAUUAGUCGAAGACUCGCUACUCUUUCCCUAAGCGUGUUCGUUGCGAUCUUCCAUCUAUAGACACCGAGCAAUCACAUUCGUUGAUUUUUCAAAUAAUUACCCGACUUCGGAUGAUUUUAUCGAUAUCUAAGAAUUAUCUCUUCUUAAUCUAUGCAUAUAAGUAAACCUAAAUGCACCAAGUCUUUUCGGAUAAAACAAAAAGAAAGUUAUAUUUAAAUUCUUAACACUAAGUUCCUUGGUCGGUCGAGAAAGCGAGCUCGAUGAUAAUAGCUAAUGAAAAACUCGUCGCUUUCGACAAUGCUGGCUCAGGGAAACACGAUUUUCUCAGUUUUAAUCAGAAGAAAGUCUAAAAACAAAGUCUGAACCGAACCAAUCACGAUCUAAUCGCUGACGCAUAUCAAAUCAGAAAUCUCUUAUAAAUUAUCUCUUUGGGAUGACGAAAGGAAGAAAUUGUCGAAACGUGCGACAUGCAAAAAAUGAAGGAAAAUCGGAUAAACCGGGGCUGAUGGAAAAUCUUUGUGUGCACAACUGUUAUUAACAGAAAGAAACAAUUGUUCAAAACACAAUGCCAAAGUAUAUCUUACAAAUUUUCUAAAAGUUACAAAAAUCAUAGGAAAAACAAAAAGUAUCAUUCGGAUAACGACGGUUCCAUAGCUUAAUCGCACAAGAGCUUAAUGGAUGCAAAUGCAAAAAUCUCAAAAAAAAAAAAACAUCAUAGCAUUCUUCCCUUUCAUUUUCAAUCAUUUUCUUAUACACACCAACUAUGCGACACUACAUUAAAUUAAUAAAAAAAAAAAAAUGAUUGCUAUAUGCGACGCUUAACAAUCUUUGCUAUCUCAGCUGAACUAAACUUUUGCAAUUUCCACCCUUGAGAUCAUGACUAGACCAUAAAAUAAAAAGUGUCCAUGUAAAAUUUUGUACAUUUACGUGGCUACAGUUGAGCGGGCAGUCUUAACGAUAUCGUCAUUGACGCAAUACCUUCGAAUUUAUGCGUUUCAAAUGUAAAUACGCUUACUUCUUCCAGUUUCAACCUCUAAAAAUUUAAAAGAAAAAGAAGAAAAUCUACUCGAAUGAAAGUAACAAGGAAAUUCAAUCUAAUAUGAUAAAUCAAAAAUAUGUAUAGUUAACAGAGCGUCCUGGCACUUUCGUAUUAACGGGGCGACAAUUGAUAAUUAAUGCUUCCUACGUAUUUGCUUGAAUUCGCUUUUAGUAGUGAUUUAUCACACAAUAAAUUAUGCGAUUAUUUAGAGUAUCGAAUGUUUAAUGAAUAAUAAUCGAGAACACUCAUAAUUUUUUUUAUCCUAUGUAAAUAACAUCUACAACAUUAUUCUAUAUUUCCUUGCUUGUUCGACUGUAAAACGUUCAUGAUUUCUUUAAGAAAUAAAGAGAAAAACUGUUACUUAGAUUCUACAGACAUUUUAAUACUCUGUCAAAUGCAAAAUUACACUAGUUUAUUUUCAUCUAAGAAAACUGAUAAAAUAUAAUAAUCUCAAUUGUAUUCGUAAUUGAGUGAACACUGAAAAUCCAUUGUGAACCAUGCAAGUGCAAUUAUUUUAUAACACAUAUGGAAAAGCGAGUUCAGUAUGAAAAUCGACUACAGUACAAACAUAAUUUCUCUCCGCAAGUAAUUAAUCUUCGAAACGACCACGACACUAUGUUUAUCAGAUCGGUUGACCAUAUCAAAGCGUUGCCACGUAAUUCUUCAACGAUUGUAUCCGCGUAUGUGUUCGUUAAUAUGAAAGUACCGUAGCGAGUAUAAUUUUUCUCUUUCCUUCUUUCGAGAACAAUUUCAAUGAUUACACUUUGCUUGGUCACGAGCGAACUAGCGAAAUCAUCGUUAAACACUACUACACUACUACUACUACUAUUACUACUACUACUAAUAAUAAUAAUCAAGAUGCACACCGCGUCUGCCGAUUUAUGGAGAAGCGCGAACAUAUUGUUAUCACUGCCCUCCAAACUCCUUAUCUGCAUAUCCUUCGAUGUACUGACGACUAACGACAAGACGUUUAUACUAAAAUAAUUAACUUCUAAUUAAGAUAUUAUCUUAUCGAGAAACAAUGUUAUUCCAACUUUAACUUAAACCUCGAAACGAAGCGUGCCGCGGACGUCGCGCUUAUCUAAAAUCUUUAAUAUUUUAACUGUGUAGAUAGUGCGGUAACAGUGGACGCAUAAGAGAUUGAAAAUGGAUUAGAAUGAAAGUGAGAAAUAACUUGUAAACUGGAACGAAUGCCGUGGGUGUAUGAACGUAGACGUCAGAGAGGCACGUAUACAGAGAAGAGAGGACAGUCCAUAAGAUUAGAAAGAGUGUGAAGAAUCGCGAAGAGAGCAUCGUUGGAUAGUGUACAUGCAGAAACCCAUAAAAUGCGAAAAGAAAAA